CGGAGAAUUCAUGUCAAUUGCGUGGCCAAAAAGGGGCAUUGCAGUACGCUGCUACGACAUCAUAGGUAGUAUUGCUUUGACGUUGAAGGCACCAAUACUGCACCUCACGACAAAUACCCCGGAAAAUCCCCCAUGCUGCCACGCUGGGAGUUGUAUCCUGAUAAAUUCCGAAGCCAUUCGCUCUUCGCGAAGGGUGCGUGUACAGCCUCAACCCAGAUUCUCCCCCCCCCCCAAACCGAUUGUCCACAUCUACCGAUCCAGAUACACAGCAUGCCAGAAUUAGUCCGCAACAGUUUUGGACCGGAUUUAGUCCGAUAUAUCGAGCGACCCAAGAUAGAAGCCAAGCUCCUCGAACUAUUCGGGAGGCGCAUUCAAGUCAAGCUCCAAAAUGGACACUAUGUGUUCGAUGCCCCACGAGAGGUGACUAGGGUCAGAUGACUUGGAGGACAUUCUAGACGACGAUUAGUCACAUGCAGUAGCGGACAGCCUGGGUAGUGAAAGUAACUUCUUACGUACGGUACGAAGCGUGGCUGAUGGGAGGCUGAGGGGCUGCCUUGCCUUGCCUGGUGGCAACUGAGGAGUUACUAACCAGUGCU
Messenger RNA from Aspergillus saccharolyticus JOP 1030-1, 596 nucleotides. RefSeq lists its product as uncharacterized. Lineage: Eukaryota; Fungi; Ascomycota; Eurotiomycetes; Eurotiales; Aspergillaceae. The record is from RefSeq and is a predicted model, not a curated record. The transcript is spliced from 4 exons. The coding region runs from base 133 to 438 and encodes 101 amino acids.